UCCGCUCCGCUCCCCUCACGGCGGGGCUGGGGCUGGGGCUGGGGCUGAGGCGGGACAGCGGCGGCGGGCGGCCCCCUCCCCUUCCCCGCCGCCACAGGUGGCCUCUCGCCGCCCGCCUCAGCGGCUCCCCCUGCCCGCGGCUCCCGUCCGCCCGCCCCGGCAGCAGCAGCAGCAGCAGGAGGAGGAGGAGGAGGAGGAGGAGCACCGAGCCGAGCCGAGCCGUGCCGAGCCGAGCCGUGCCGUGCCCGGGCGGCGCUGCAGAGGGCGGAGCGGGCUCCCGGCUCGGUGCUCCCGGCGGGCGGCGCUGCUGCGUCGCUGUGCGAGGGAGGCGCCGCGGGGCCGGGCGCCGGGCUGCGGGCUCGGGGGUGUGAGCGGCCGGGCAGGGCGCCCCCAGGAUGCUGCGGUUCCUGCGCAGGACCUUUGGCCGCCGCUCGAUGCAGCGCUACGGGCGAGGGGCCGGCCGCGGAGCCGGCCGCGGGGGGCUCGGCGGCGAGGGGGACGAGCGGGACGGGGGGCUGCGAGGAGCCGCUGCCGCCGCGGGCUCCGGAGGCUUCCCCUCAUCGCCGCACCCCGCGGGGGUCUCGCACGGCGCCGGAGCCCCCGUGCACAUCCCGGCCGCCGGCGGCAGCAAGCCGGUGCUGCAGUGCCGCGUCCUGCUGCUGGACGGCACCGAGGUCAGCGUGGAGCUGCCGCUCUCAGUAGUGCCUUAUUAUGGAGCUUCCCAACCUGAAAAUGUAGUUCAGUCUUUCUGUGUUUCCUCAAGGACAAAGAGGCAAAAGGGAAUGCAGAAACAUGCAAAGGGACAGGAAUUAUUUGACCAGAUUGUAUAUCAUUUGGACCUUGUGGAAACUGAUUACUUUGGCCUACAGUUCAUGGAUGCUUCCCAGGUUACGCAUUGGUUGGACCAUUCUAAAUUCAUUAAGAAGCAAAUAAAAAUUGGACCUCCGUACACAUUGCAUUUUCGAAUUAAGUACUAUUCAUCAGAACCGAACAACCUUCAUGAGGAGUUUACAAGGUACCUGUUUGUAUUACAGCUCCGACAAGACAUUCUUUCAGGGAAACUGAAAUGCCCGUAUGAAACUGCUGUUGAACUAGCAGCUCUGUGUCUCCAAGCUGAGCUGGGAGAGUGUGAACACCCAGAGCACACACCAGAACUAGUGUCUGAAUUCAGGUUUGCACCAAACCAGACUGAAGCAAUGGAAUUUGACAUUUUCCAGAAGUGGAAAGAGUGCAGGGGAAAGAGCCCAGCGCAGGCUGAAUUGUGCUACUUGAACAAAGCAAAAUGGCUAGAAAUGUAUGGUGUAGAUAUGCAUGUAGUUAAGGGAAGAGAUGGUUGUGAAUAUGCUCUUGGACUGACGCCAACAGGCAUAUUGAUCUUUGAAGGAGCAAAUAAAAUAGGCCUGUUCUUUUGGCCUAAAAUCACAAAAAUGGACUUUAAAAAGAGCAAACUAACACUUGUGGUUGUAGAAGAUGAUGAACAGGGCAGAGAGCAAGAGCACACAUUUGUUUUCCGGUUAGACAGUGCCAAAACGUGCAAACAUUUGUGGAAGUGUGCAGUGGAGCACCAUGCUUUCUUCAGACUACGAGCCCCAGCAAAUAGUAAAUCUAGUAGAUCUGACUUCAUAAGGCUGGGAUCACGCUUCAGAUUCAGUGGGCGGACAGAGUAUCAAGCCACACAUGGGACAAGGUUACGCAGAACUAGCACGUUUGAAAGACGGCCCAGCAAGCGAUAUCCUUCUCGAAGGCAUUCAACGUUUAAAGCAAACAAUCCUGUGAAAGCAGCACAACUGUGUGCUAAAAAUACUCCUGAAGUUCAUAAUUACCAGCCACAGUAUCAUCCUAAUAUACUUCCUGCUCAGCCACACUGGCAUCCACACACCCCUGUGAAUGUAAGCUAUCCCUUGAACAACAGUGAUCUGCAUCAGUUCAACAUUGAGGAGAAUGGUGGAACACCAUAUAGUGCAAAAAUACCUGCAAGGCACCACCACCACCACCGUCAUCACCACCACCACUCUAAUUAUGGCGCCCUUGCUCCUGACAGCAAAGAAAUUGUUUCUGGAGUUCCAAAUCCAAAUAAAUUGAGCUCAGGACUUCCCCUUCUUUAUGAUGAAACUUCUCAUCUGAAGAAAAUAGAAACGGAGAGCGUGAAGGUAGUUGGACCAUGGCCAGCCCUGCAUGUCAGCAUGAACAAGGGUGAAGAGAAAAAGGUACCUGAAAAGACUCUUCAUGCCCCUGUGUCACCUUCCUCUGUACCUGAUCAUAUGAAGUGCAACAUCCUUAAAGCUCAAGUAGAAGCUGCUUUUAGAGUAGGCACCCAGCUGGAGAAUCAAACUACAGCAUGCAUGGGGAUGCUUGGAACCGAAUCCAGGAGCACGCUGCUGCAGACACCACAGGCUGUGAAAGAAGAGACCUCUUUUGUAAAUCCCAGUAAGACCUCCAGCCUGCAGGACCCUAAUGUAAGAAGUCCAGUUCCAGUGCGACCUGAAACUACGCCAUCAACUGGCCCUACAGAAAAGCAGGAAAUUAAAGUUUCUCGUGUGAGAAAGUUAACCAGACAGUACAGCUUUGAUGAAGAUGACCUUCCACCAGCACUGGCGGCAGCAGCAGCGGCAUCAACCUCUGUGUCUUCAGCAUCUCCCGGGUCGCAGAAAACUUGUACACCACAGACAUCAGAAGGACAAACACAGGUUUCACCUGGUGGCAAGAGUUCCACAGAUGCUGGGAGUACUUUUGCUUUGGAGCCAGGUGACCUUCUGAUGGAUUUCACAGAGGCCACACCUAUGAUAAAGACAUUCCCUGCUGAUACAUCUAAUCCUUUUUUCGAUCCUUUUACAACAGUACCACAGUUUUCUGCAGAAUUUACGGACAGCAAAUUGCAGUGCUGCGCGGUGCAGUCGUCGCCUAAGCUAUCACCAGUAGCUCCAUCGCCCGUCCUGAGAUCUCUGGCAGAGACUAUACCGACUCCAACGGUGCAGACAAUAUACACGUCACACAAACCAAUUUCCCUGGCGGACAGCGCUGAGACUCUGAGGCGUGAACUUGAGAGAGAGAAAAUGAUGAAAAGACUCUUGAUGACAGAAUUAUGAAAUUCUCGCUUCCGUCAGAUGGAGAAUGGAUUGGGGCCUUUCAUGUGCCUUCUGUCUGUUUACAUUCCUCUGCUUCUGUGUACUCAACAUAAUGCAUCGGGAAAACGUGUGAUAUUCCUGACUCGCCUGGAUUCACCACGGUUGGUUAAAAUUAAGUCUCGGCUAGACUUUAACUUGAAGGAGUUUCUUUAUUCGUUUGCUGCUGGGAAAUAAACCUUCAAUCCUUUGUCUCUCCCGAGAUUUUAUACUAUUAACACAGUUAAUUUCAGGUUUGGUUUUGGUAAAUCUAGGGCAAAAAGGAUCAGCAAGGAGCAUACCGAUUUCUAUUGGGAAACACUGUUCUGUACAUAUGUUAAUAAGUGCACAGAAAUUAAUGUUAUGCAGAAUAUUUUGAUAGUAACAUAGAAAAUAUGUCAUUUUGUACAACUGAAAAUUGCAACGAGCUACUGCUAUUUGUUAAAGAAUCAUUUUUAAAGCAGAAGAAUGAUUAUUACAUCCUAACCCCAGGACUGUUAGUCUCCACAGAAAAACGAAUGGCUGUCUUAUUAAAUUCCUAACCUUAACCUUUACUCAGAGAUAUAAAUAGCUGCAAGGGGGAGGACACCCCUCCAUACAGGUAUACACACCCAACGCUCCCUAUAGUCCGCCAUCUUGACCUAAACCUGAAACUAAAUCUUACUUUAUUUCCAUUAAAGAUUAAAAAAAAACAGUUGUUUAAAGUAAUUUGCUACUGACUUUCUAGCUUGAUACUGACUUUUUUUAACUCAGUGGGAAGUUUUUAACUUCUCCAGGUUGCCUAGGCACGAGGGCCUGCCCACACUCAGAGGGCUUCUGCCCUGCGCUGGAGGUUGCAGAGCCACAUCAGCGUGGGCACAGCUUAUACAGAGAGGGUGUUUUCCCUCCUGGAUAGACAAGCCACCUUCCUGACCAGCAGUAAUGGAUGGAUCACAUUAAAAAAUAACAAUAGUUUGUGGCCUAGCUGUGUCUCUACCCAUUUUUCACACUACUAAUCAGCACAUCCCUUAGGGGCAAGGCCUUGAAGGUUGGCUUCAUGCACGCAGGCCGCCUGCACUUGUGGUGGAAAUGUCUCAAGCACAAGGUUCGGUGGUGGGUGUUCCCCUGUUAGCAGGACCUCAAGGAGUGUGUUUGUGGCAUGCAGGUAACGUGACCAAGUUUCCUAUUUAAAAAUAAAUUUUAAAAAGUAGUUCUCCUUUUCCCCCUGUUCAGCAGUGCAGGGUUAUCUACAAAGCCACCACCAACUGACCAUCAGCUACAAGGUACUAUUCCAACAGGAAAGAUUUUGUGCGUUUUGUAUGGCUGAAGAUGUUUAUUUUUCUGUUACUCUGUACACUGUGUUCUCUGGUUUGUAUUAAGAUAAAAGAUUGUCCUUAAUUUGGUACUGAUUAUGAUGGCUUUAUCUCAGGUUAACCUGUUUGCUUGUGUGGAGGCUGGGAAGGGACUGCUGUGAGACUGAGUUUCCUUCAGAGUUAGCUAGUGCUCUUUUGCUGAAAUGAGAUAAUCUUGAGAGCAUUAUAGGACUGUGGAUUGCAAUGUCAGAGGUAUAAAAUGACUUGUCUAUUUCAUAUUUACUGGGACAAGAAACUAGCAUUAGGCUCCCCAGUUCAAAUCUGGCAACCCCAAACCUUUCCCGUUGCCAUAAGAUGGGGCAAAAUAGACAGCGCAAGUGUUAGGUAGAAACCUGCAAUGCAAAAUGUAAUGAAGUAGCUCAACAUGAGGAAUGGGCACAAGGAGUCAUGGAAACACACCUGGAUUGCAGAUUUCAGAGCACUAAAAUGACUUUGCUGGGUAAUCAGAUACAACCUGUACACCGUCCAUCUUUUAGUUACAGUGCCAAGGCAUUUUUGUUCCUUAUGUUUUCAUGUACCUCUCCAUCAAUCCAAGGUUAUUAAAAAUUAACUAGGAACUUUAAAUCCCUGUGAAGAGAUCAGAAAAGAGGGGAAAAUCAUCUGUUUCUCAUUGCUCUCUGCUCACCUCCUCCCAGAAGGUGCUGGUUGAGGGAGAAGCAACAGAACCUUUUGUCUGCAACCAAGUAAAACUGAGCAUUGAAAGAAUAAGUAAAAGAAGAUUCUAAUCAGAGAUGCUGUUUUGGGAGAGGAAAGCAAAGUAGUUUUAAGAAUGGCACAACACUGACCCUAGCUGAAUCUGGUCUGCUGCCUGCUGUUAGACAGCCCCCAGUUGUAUGUGAGCUGGCAGCUGUUUCACAAAGUCAUUAUCAAGAAAAAAAUAGAAGAAAACAGAUCUGAGCAGACCCUUUGGUUGUACUGAUUGCCUUGGAAUGGACAUUAGGAACCCUGCAAUAUGCCUUCAGGUCUGGGGACAGACAUCCAAUUACCUGCAUUGGGGCAGUCUGGUCACAUAUGCAAAAGCCUUUAGCGAAACGGAAUGCCUGACUCAGACCAGCCCAUCUGAUUUUCUGGCUCUUAAACGAGCUGUUAGUUUAUUAUUUUAAAUGCAGCGUUUUACUCCUGUUGUAUAAAAAUUCUUAAGCUGAACUGCUCAGAACUCGAAAAAAAAAAAACAUGAACCAAGGUGACUUUGCGGUGGCCAGGUCUCCGCAGCUGGGGCAUGCUCUGGCGUAGCUGGGAGAGAGCAGAGUCCUCCCUCCUUGGUGCCCCCAGAUGGAGAGGGAAAGGCUCGUGUGGCCACUUGGUUCCAGUGGGAUGGGUCCCGCAGAACAACCCCACAUAUGUUGCCUUGUCUUGUUUUAGUGUCUUAUCCACUGGCUGCCACUGUUCGCUAUUCUGCAGUCUAAUGGAGCUUUAUUCAAAAUGUUUGACUGAUACUGAACUCGACUUUUAACUGCAGAAUGUCAUCAUGUUGUUCUUUCUUACUACGUCCUUUCUUCAGCCACGCUUAAGCGUCUCAGUUUUCACAUCCUUUGAAUAAACACUCCUGCCUCGCCUCUGGUUGGGAAUUACAGUGUCAGGACACCUGUUACCCAAAACUACUGCAAACAAGACAACGUCAAUGUGAACGUAGCCGAGGGGCGCAUAGUCUAGAUUUGCCCCUAGGCUUUAACUUUACAGGUGUUAAAGGAUACUCUGCCUGAAGGUAUGUCUAUAUAAUAAUGCAGAGGUAUCUGAGCUAGCUUUAAUGAGCUUGCAUAUGUAGUUGUGGCAGCAUGAAGCCCAGCACAGGCUAUCAUUAUCAUGUACAUUGACACGUGUAAAGAUAACGCAUUUAAACAGCAGUCUUCUGAAGCAUGGUCUCCAGAGCUGGUGACAAAAAGGGGUAGCUGAAAGGAGUCUGUCUUUUCAGCUCUCCUGGGAAAGGGUUCAUCUCACCUAACGUUACGUGCCCAACUCUCGCCUGAAGAGAGGUGAGAGGGACUGCCUUCUGGAGGUGCCUCUGACUUAAAAGUCUACCUUUGUAUUGCUUAAAGUUAAGUGAGAUGAAUCCUGCUCUCGGUCCCUCUGGUUAGGUCUACAUUGCAAGCCCUUGCCAACACGGCUCCAUCAUCCAGGGGUCCUUUGAGGUAUGAUUUGUGAUUGACAUAGCUCUGCCAGCAAAAGCCUUGCACGUUAGGUGUAAAUACACCACCAAAAACACCCUGUUGUCAGAACAGCUUUUAUCCCUUACGGGGAGAGCAGAGAGCUGGGAUAGCUUACAGUGGCAAAAGCUCGGAGGCAUCAUUAGGGCUGUGUCCAGUCUGGGAGCAGCUGGUGGCAAAACCCCCUGCUAUCGCCACGCCAGCAAAGCCCACCCGGGGUAGUGCCCCGGGGUGCUCCGACCCCGUCAGCAGAGCCCAGCUUUCAUGUGUGAAGUCGCAAAGUGGCAGAACGCAAUGUUGUCGUGCUUGGGUGAUUCCAGCAAAAUUUAUUGGCCAUUUAAAUAGCUAUGCAAGGAGUUGAAUAUUUUCUCAUGUUGCAGUCUCUCAUGGGAGACAACCAGUUGUGGUUUAGUUUUGUGCGGUUCUGGUGUUUUCACCAUUUUGUUUUAAAAGGAAUAACCAGGUUUUCUUAAUAAAUGCUGUUUGAGAUCCCAAAUCUCUAUCAGAUCCCACAGUGUGUGCAGAUUUUUCACGUUUCAAAUGUGCUCAGACCCUGAAAGUGCAAUGUUUGAAAAUUAACUCCUCAAGUUUCAGCUCAUGGCUUCACAACUCUCUUGCAACAGGUUGCCUACGUGCCCAUUUGAAACAGAGCUGGCAAUGCAGUGAAAUGUUUCACUGGAGGCAGCAUCAUGUUUUGUUUGAACUGUUUACAAAUAUCCUGUUUUUCUUUUCUUUUUUCUUUUCUUUUUUUUUUAUUUAUUUCUGAAUACAUUUCUGGUUCAUUGGCUACAAAAACCUAUUCGUAAUUAUGCAAUGGAAUAUUGUUUCUUUCUUUUCCCUUUCUUUUAUUUUUUUUAAAUCUUUUUUUUUUUUUUUGAUGUCCUGAUGUUCAAGGAGUUUGCAAUAAAUAUACUGGUGCUGAUCUGUAAUUGCAUGUAAGAUCAGCCUCACAACUGUGUUUUGUAAAGUUAAGUGCCGUAAAAGAACCUGCAGGGAGGAGGAGGGAAGGGAGCAAGUAAGUGGAGGAGAAGGCUUCUUUGGCAGCUGCAGCUUUGACUGGUGGGUAGCAGCUUUAAAGAAAGAUUGCUCACAUCGUUUUGUUCCAUCGUAGUAGCAGCGUGUAUCACCAGACAGUAUUCAAUGGCAUUUUGUUGAAAACAUUCUUGGAGAGAAACUUUUACGGCUCAGCUGUUUACCUGUUCCUGUAUUCAUGCC
Molecule: messenger RNA, 7812 nt
Organism: Cygnus olor (mute swan)
Lineage: Eukaryota; Metazoa; Chordata; Aves; Anseriformes; Anatidae
Gene: EPB41L4B
Product: erythrocyte membrane protein band 4.1 like 4B
Exons: 27
Coding region: 396-3086 (896 amino acids)
Cellular component (GO): cytoskeleton
Molecular function (GO): cytoskeletal protein binding
Source: RefSeq, a predicted model, not a curated record